Drosophila ficusphila is the source of this 1132-nucleotide messenger RNA. Its product is annotated as purine nucleoside phosphorylase. The transcript has a single exon. Gene Ontology annotation, biological process: nucleoside metabolic process. Gene Ontology annotation, cellular component: cytoplasm. Bases 112 to 1104 code for a protein of 330 amino acids. Lineage: Eukaryota; Metazoa; Arthropoda; Insecta; Diptera; Drosophilidae. The record is from RefSeq and is a predicted model, not a curated record. Gene Ontology annotation, molecular function: purine-nucleoside phosphorylase activity.
UCCAUCCUGAGCUUUAAAAGUCAUAUUAGAUUUUUAUUUCUUUGGUGUUUGCUGUUAAAUUUCAGUAGUCUACGGGCUUUCCAUCUUUUUGGUGACCCCAACCUCUUCAACAUGUGCAACUAUGAGUGCUGCAAGUCGAGGUCGCCGAUUGCCAAGCGAAUGGCGGCCCGUAAAAUUCUGCAGCUGGAGGAAGAGGAGCGUAAGAAGCCCAAGUUUGUGAUCCCCACUCCCCAGAGCCUCUUCUACCCCUUCGAGGAAGUGGAGGCCAUGGCCAAGUACAUCAUAGACACCAGUCACAUUCGACCCAAGUACGGUUUGAUAUGCGGCAAACUCAUUGGCUCCAUGAUUUCGCUGGUGGAGGACCCGGUGAUCAUUCCCUUCGAGGAUAUUCCCAAUUUUCCGGCCGGGAUAAAUCCGGAGAGCUGCUUUCGCGUGGGCCACGUGAUGGGUGCACCCAUAAUCGCGCUGGCCGAUCGCUUUCAGACCUUCGAUGGCUUCAAUCUGGCCACCUGUUCGCUGCCCGUUCGCGUGAUGCAGUUGUGCGGGGUCAAGACCAUCAUGCUGACCUCCGAGGCGGCUGCCGUUAACCAGCAGUACGAACUGGGCGACAUAAUGCUCGUGGAGGACCACAUCAACAUUGUGGGAAUGAUGCAGCAAACGCCGCUCGAGGGACCAAAUGAUCCGCGAUUCGGCAGCCGUCUAUUCUCGAUGGUAAAUGCCUACGAUAGAGAUUUAUUGGCAGCGGCUGAGGAUAUUGGACACGAGUUGGGCAUCCAAAACUCCCUGCACCGCGGAGUAUUCGCUGUCCUCGGAGGUCCUGUCUACGAAACUGUGGCCGAGGAGCGACUCCUGCGCACAUUUGAAGUGGAUGCCGUGGGCAUUUCCCUGCUGCCCGAAGUCAUUGCCGCCCAUCAUGGUGGCCUCAAGGUGUUUUGCUUUGUCAUCAUCAGCAUGGCUGCCAAUGACAAGGGAGCUGAGGGAGACGACCGCGAAGUGGAGUUCGAAAUGGAUAGGAAAAAGUCCUUGGAGGUGCCGCCACUUAAAGUGCAGGCCUGCUCCGAUUUGAUCGGUCAUCUGCUCUACGAUUUGCACCAAGAGCUCUGACGAUCGAAAAUAGAUUUCUUGAAGCCCC